UUUUCUCUUUCUCUCUUGAUUGGGACACGUCAUGACGUCAAGUCAAUAGUCAUGUACAAAAUAAAAUCGUGAUUCGCGAAUGCCGAUUUUGCUAUUGACGCCAAAUGUAACUUUAACGUUUUAUAAAUUAGACGUGGAUUUUGUUUACAUGACCUGAAAGAGAUUACAAUGAGGCCAAUUUUAUGUAUAUUUUUUCUGAUAGCUAUACUUCAUUGUUCAUAUGCUCCUCCAGUUACCCCAGAUAAAGAAAAAGAAGAAAGUGAAAUUAAAGAUGACCUGGAAGAGUAUAUGGAAUAUCACAGAUACUUGAAGGAGGUGGUGCAAGCAUUGGAAAGCGAUCCAGACUUCCGUGAACGUCUGGAGAAAGCUGAUGAAGAAGAUGUUAGGACCGGUAAAAUAGCAGAGCACUUGGACUUUGUGAAUCAUAAUGUCAGAACAAAAUUGGAUGAGAUUAAGCGGCGGGAACUGGAGCGCCUUCGACAUUUGGCCACUAAGCAAUAUGAACUGACUAAUAACUUAGAACAUGAAGGCAAGGUCCCAUCCAGUGAUCAUUUGGAUCACCACAAUCCACAUACCUUCGAAAUUGAAGAUCUGAAGAGACUUAUCAAGAAAACCACCGAAGAUUUAGAAGCAGCCGAUAAACAAAGGAAGGAGCAGUUUAAGGAAUACGAGAUGCAAAAGGAAUUUGAAAAACAUCAAAAGUUAGAAAGUAUGGAUGAAACGCAAAAGAAGGAAUAUAUGGAGAAACUGAAAACCGAGGAAGAGGCUAAGAAACACCACAAACCCAUCCACCACCCCGGCUCGAAACAACAACUCGAGGAGGUAUGGGAGAAACAGGAUCACAUGGAUCAACAAUUUGACCCAAAAGCAUUCUUCAUGAUGCAUGAUGUCGACGGCAAUGGUGUAUGGGACGCUGACGAAGUCAAAGCUCUAUUUAUAAAGGAGUUGGACAAAUUAUAUGGACCAGGAGGACCUAAUAAGGAUCUACAUGAACGUGCCGAGGAAAUGGAGAGGAUGAGGGAGCACGUGUUCAAGGAAAACGAUAGGAAUGGGGAUGGUCUGAUUGAUUUCCACGAGUUCAUGACUGAGACGCAGCGCGCUGAUUUUAAUAAGGACGAAGGAUGGAAGUCAAUCGACGAGAAUCAAAUCUACACCCAGCAGGAAUAUGAGGAAUAUGAACGUAGACGUCUCGAGGAGUUGAGAUAUUUGCAACAACGCGGUUUGGUUGACGCUAACGGCCGCCCCGUACCCGGCGCUGAACAUCAGCUCCACCAAUACGAGCAACAGAAGCAGGCGUACCACCAACAGCAGCAACAGGCGUACCACCAACAACAACAAGCGUAUCACCAGGGACAACAGUAUCCGCAAGGCUAUCAACAACCUAAUCAGUAUCCUAACCAAGCCCCGCAAGGACAGUUCCAGGGCCAACCCCAAGGCCAGUUCCAGGGCCAACCUCAAGGCCAGUUCCAGGGCCAACCUCAAGGUCAAUUCCAAGGUCAACCUCAAGCUCAAUACCAGGGCCAACCUCAAGGCCAACCACAGGGGCAAUUCCAAGGUCAACCACAGGGUCAAUUCCAGGGCCAACCUCAAGGCCAACCGCAAGCUCAAUUCCAAGGUCAACCGCAAGGCCAAUUCCAAGCUCCACCACAAGGCCAACCCCAAGCACAAUAUCAAGGCCAACCGCAAGUCCAAGCUCAACCGCAAGUCCAAGCUCAACCUCAAGCUCAAUAUCAAGGACAACCACAAGUCCAGCAACCAGGACAACCACAAGGCCAACCGCAAGGCCAACAACAGCCAUCCCAAGCGCAAUACCAACCGAACCAGCAAGCGCAGCCCAACGCAAAUAUGAACCAACCUCCAAGCCAACCUCCAAGCCAAGGCCAACCUCCAAGCCAAGGACAACCUCCAGCUCAACCAGCUCAAAUACAACAGCCACAAAAUCCAGCCCAACCUACUCCAUAGAAUCUUAUAUAAAUUGACGACAGUUUCUUUAUACGAUAUAAUAUCUUUAAAGCUCAAGAUCCCCUGACUGUCCCAAAAUUCCAUUAGACAAAUAAUUGUCGGGUAAUAAGCAAUAUCAGGUGUAUCGAAUAGAGAAACUUUAAAUUUAGUGUAUAAGCUGUUUUUGAUGUAUGUAAAUUGUAUUCAUUCACACAUUGGUGCCAAAUUCGCACACUAUCAUCGCAUCGGCCAUUAAAUUAUUCUAAUAUUUCAUGUUUUAAUAGAUCAAAAUCUAUUAUAUUCUUAUUAUACAGAGAUUGUUAGAAUUAGUUUCAAAUAUACGUGACACUUAAA
Messenger RNA from Colias croceus (clouded yellow), 2295 nucleotides. RefSeq names its product nucleobindin-2-like (gene NUCB1). Gene Ontology annotation, cellular component: extracellular exosome; endoplasmic reticulum-Golgi intermediate compartment. Gene Ontology annotation, molecular function: calcium ion binding. NCBI's taxonomy places the organism in Eukaryota, Metazoa, Arthropoda, Insecta, Lepidoptera, Pieridae. The record is from RefSeq and is a predicted model, not a curated record. Bases 169 to 1962 code for a protein of 597 amino acids. The transcript has 10 exons.